Molecule: messenger RNA, 717 nt
Organism: Macrosiphum euphorbiae (potato aphid)
Lineage: Eukaryota; Metazoa; Arthropoda; Insecta; Hemiptera; Aphididae
Source: the annotation of a GenBank genome assembly
AUGAUAAAUAUUAUAAUAUAUGAUUUCAGUAUUAAUUCUGUGAAAUUAUAUGAUGGACAUCUUAACGUAUGGAAGACUAUAAGUACUCCUGUUUUUGUUCAUCAUUAUUCAAGUAUCAUACAAUUUAAAGAUCGAGUAUAUGUAAUGUCUACCAGAGGUGUUGAGUAUUAUGAUAUUCUAAGUGAAACAUGGCAAGAAGUUAAGUUUAAAAUAAAAGAAGCUGAAAGUCUAAAACUUGCAGUAGUUUCAGAUUUAAUUUAUGGUGUUUGCAUUACGAAAGCUUUUUAUUAUAAUCCAAAAACCGACUUUGGUCAAUUAAUAUGUCCUUUCACCACUGAUAUUGAUAUACAUCAAGUGUAUUCAAUUUUUUCAUUUAUUAACCAAUUGUAUAUUAUUGGUGGCAAUAAUUCAAAUAAUAAUAAUUAUAUUAUUUUUGAAAAGUACGUUCCAAAAACUAAUACAUUUGUUAGAAUUAGUCGCAUACCAAACAAAUCAAAAAUACCAGGUGUUAUUGAACUGAACAGAAAACUAUACCUGAUGGGUGGUGAUGAUUGUAAUUCUAUUCAACUCUACAAACCUAAUUUUAACUAUUUUGAAGCUGUGGAAGGAUUAUACCUCAAAUCUUCAAUACAUUCUAACACACAAGCAUUUGUAAUUGAUACAAAAAGUAUAAACCUAAAGAACAUUUUGAAAUAUUGUUCCAAUAAUGAAAUUUAA